Messenger RNA from Strongyloides ratti, 1320 nucleotides. RefSeq names its product Major facilitator superfamily and Major facilitator superfamily domain, general substrate transporter-containing protein. Lineage: Eukaryota; Metazoa; Nematoda; Chromadorea; Rhabditida; Strongyloididae. Gene Ontology annotation, biological process: transmembrane transport. Bases 1 to 1320 code for a protein of 439 amino acids. Gene Ontology annotation, molecular function: transmembrane transporter activity. The record is from RefSeq and is a predicted model, not a curated record. Gene Ontology annotation, cellular component: membrane. The transcript has 5 exons.
AUGUCAUUAAAAUCAAUUUCAAUUGAUUCAAGUUUAGAUAUAGCAUAUCGUACAUAUCGCCAAAGAUGGGUUGUUUUAGGAGCAAUAAUUUUAGUUAAUUUUUCAAAUGCUAUGACUUGGAUAUCAUAUGCAUCAAUUACUUUUCCAACAAAUAUAUUUUAUGGUAAUGAUAAUGCUGCAUUUUUUUUAAAUGGUAUAUUUCUUGUCAUAUCAAUACCAAUUGGAUUUUUAUCAAUAUAUAUGAUGGAUAGAUGGGGAAUUAGAACUUCAGCAAUACUUGGUGGAACUAUUAAUAUGAUUGGAAAUAUAUUACGUUUAAUAUCAACAGCACCAUAUAUAACAGAUAAAUCAACACGUUUUAUUAUUGUUAUGAUUGGUCAAUCAUUAGCAUCAAUAUCACAACCAUUUAUAAUGUUUUUACCAACAAAAAUGUCUGCAUAUUGGUUUCCUGAAAAUCAAAGAGCUUUUUCAAAUACCUUAGCAUCAAUGGCAAAUCCAUUAGGUAUUGCAUUUAUGUAUUCAAUGUCACCACAAAUUGUUUCCAAUCCAACAGAAACAGAUUUUAUGCGUUUGAAUGGAAUAAAUUUUGGUGUAUCAUGUUUAGCAUGGUUAGUUUGUCUUUUAAUAACAUCAUCAAAACCACCAACACCAGUAUCACCUGCUACUGAAAGUGAUGUAGAAUCGUUAGGUUUUUUAAAAGGAUUAAAAAAAUGUUGUAAAUCAAAAUCAUUUGUUAUAUUAGGAAUAUGUCUUGGUGGAGCUAUUGGAUUAUUUAAUACUUUAUAUAAUAAUUUACAACCAGCAUUAUGUGUUCAAGGAUAUAGUUCAUCAUUUUCAGGUGCAAUGGGAGCAAUUUUAAUUGUUUCAGGAUUAUUUGGAUCAGCUAUAUCAGCUGGUUUAUCAGCUAUCUCAUUAACAAUAGCCGUUCAAUUUGAGAAUGUAGAAUGGUGGGUUAUUAUAAGUAUUGUUUGUUUUGGUUUUUUUGGAUUUGCAAUUUAUCCAAUUGGAUUAGAGGUUGGUGUUGAAGUAACGUUUCCAGUAGCUGAAGCUACAUCUACAGGAAUAAUAUGUAUUAUGGGACAAUUAGAAGGAAUUGUUUUUUUGGUAUUGACAAAUUUUACUACAGGAUUAAUAACAUCUCAACAACAAACUAUACAAACAUGUACUAAUGGAUAUGAUCCAACUAUACCGACAUGGAAAGUUCCAUUUAUAAUUUGGGCAUGUUGUGUAUUAUUACUAUUAACAAUAUUUGUCGCAUUGUUUUGGCCCAAAUAUAAAAGAUCAUUGUAUGAGAAGAAAAAAAAACUUGGAACAAAUUAA